This is a messenger RNA of Carlito syrichta (Philippine tarsier), 2209 nucleotides long. It is a transcript of the gene TARS3, whose product is annotated as threonyl-tRNA synthetase like 2. Lineage: Eukaryota; Metazoa; Chordata; Mammalia; Primates; Tarsiidae. The coding region runs from base 364 to 2109 and encodes 581 amino acids. Gene Ontology annotation, cellular component: cytoplasm. Gene Ontology annotation, biological process: threonyl-tRNA aminoacylation. The transcript is spliced from 18 exons. Gene Ontology annotation, molecular function: ATP binding; threonine-tRNA ligase activity. The record is from RefSeq and is a predicted model, not a curated record.
UCUUCUAGUCAAAGCCAGGAAAAAGAUACCAAAAAGAAGAAAAGGAAGGAAAAUGAGCCUGACAGUGAGGUGAAACAGCAACCAUAUUUCAUAAAAGAAAGAUUGAAGCUUUUUGAAAUACUGAAGAAAGAUCAUCAGCUCUUACUUGCCAUUUAUGAAAACAAGGAGAACACGAGUGAUGUGAUCACAGUGCAAGUGGUGGAUGGGCCAACUGUGGAAGGGGAGGUUUGGAAAACAACACCUUAUCAAGUGGCUGCUGAAAUUAGUCAAGAACUGGCUGAAAACACAGUCAUAGCCAAAGUCAAUGGUGAAUUGUGGGACCUGGACCGCCCAUUGGAAGGAGAUUCCACUCUGGAGCUGCUUAUGUUUGAGAAUGAGGAAGCUGAAGCUGUAUAUUGGCACUCCAGUGCCCACAUUCUCGGGGAGGCCAUGGAGCUUUACUAUGGAGGCCACCUGUGCUAUGGUCCACCCAUUGAAAACGGAUUCUAUUAUGACAUGUUCAUCGAGGACAGAGCAGUGUCCAGCACAGAAUUGGCAACACUGGAGAACAUAUGUAAAGCUAUCAUAAAAGAAAAGCAACCUUUUGAAAGAUUAGAAGUCAGCAAGGAAGUCCUACUGGAAAUGUUUAAGUACAAUAAAUUUAAAUGCCGCAUGCUGAAUAAGAAGGUUAACACUCCAACUACCACAGUUUACAGGUGUGGUCCACUGAUUGACCUUUGUAAAGGCCCCCAUGUGAGACACACUGGAAAAAUUAAAACCAUAAAAAUUUUCAAGAAUUCCUCAACAUAUUGGGAGGGCAAUCCUGAAAUGGAGACACUGCAGAGGAUCUAUGGGAUAUCCUUUCCUGAUAACAAGAUGAUGACAACCUGGGAGAAGUUCCAAGAGGAAGUCAAGAACCGAGACCACAGGAAGAUCGGAAAGGAACAAGAACUUUUCUUUUUCCAUGAUCUGAGUCCUGGAAGCUGUUUUUUUCUUCCCAGAGGAGCCUUCAUUUAUAAUACACUUAUGGAUUUCAUGCGAGAGGAAUAUCACAAACGUGACUUCACAGAAGUGCUGUCUCCCAAUGUAUACAACAGUAAACUCUGGGAAGCCUCAGGCCACUGGCAGCAUUACAACGAGAAUAUGUUUACCUUUGAGAUUGAAAAGGACACUUUUGCCCUCAAACCUAUGAAUUGUCCAGGGCACUGUCUGAUGUUUGCCCAUCGUCCACGGUCUUGGAGAGAAAUGCCUAUUAGAUUUGCUGAUUUUGGAGUUCUACAUAGAAAUGAACUGUCGGGGACUUUAAGCGGCUUGACCAGAGUCAGACGUUUUCAACAGGAUGAUGCUCACAUCUUUUGCACAGUAGAGCAGAUUGAAGAUGAAAUAAAGGGAUGUUUGCAGUUUUUGAAAUCUGUUUACUCAACAUUUGGCUUCUCCUUUCAAUUAAAUUUGUCAACAAGGCCUAAAAACUUCCUAGGAGAGAUUGAAAUAUGGAACGAAGCUGAAAAGCAACUGCAGAAUAGUUUGAUGGACUUUGGAGAACCAUGGAAAAUGAACCCAGGAGAUGGAGCAUUUUAUGGUCCUAAAAUUGAUGUAAAAAUCAAGGAUGCCAUUGGCAGAUACCAUCAAUGUGCUACAAUUCAGCUGGACUUUCAACUGCCUAUUAGAUUUAAUCUCACAUAUGUUAGUAAGGAUGGGGAUGAUAAGCAGAGGCCUGUGAUCAUUCAUCGAGCCAUUUUGGGAUCAGUGGAAAGAAUGAUAGCCAUUCUUUCAGAAAACUGUGGAGGGAAAUGGCCUUUUUGGCUGUCUCCUCGUCAGGUAAUGGUCAUCCCUGUGGGGUCAACUUGUGAAAAAUAUGCACUUGAGGUAUCCAAUGAAUUUUUUCAAGAAGGAUUCAUGGCUGAUGUUGAUGUAGAUCAUAGUAGUACACUAAAUAAGAAAAUACGAAAUGCACAGCUGGCUCAGUAUAAUUUUAUUUUGGUUGUUGGAGAAAAGGAAAAGAUAAAUAAUGCUGUAAAUGUUCGAACAAGAGACAACAAAAUUCAUGGAGAGAUUUCAGUCACUUGUGCCAUCAAUAUAUUGAAGAAUCUCAAGAAAUCACGUACACUAAAUGCUGAGGAAGACUUUUGAACUCCCUUCCUUGUACUUGCUUCUGUGUAACUUUGUUUUGACCCUUAACAUGUAUUUUUCUUAACUAAUUAAAAUGUUAGUACGUCUUCUCAGAACUUUG